Lichtheimia ornata is the source of this 396-nucleotide messenger RNA. RefSeq lists its product as uncharacterized. The coding region runs from base 1 to 396 and encodes 131 amino acids. The record is from RefSeq and is a predicted model, not a curated record. The transcript is spliced from 3 exons. Lineage: Eukaryota; Fungi; Mucoromycota; Mucoromycetes; Mucorales; Lichtheimiaceae.
AUGGUGCAAUAUCCUUGGUCAUUUUACCGUGAUGUCACAAUUCAACAGCUCCUCACAAGAGCGCGUGUCCCCAUCCCCGAUUUGAUGCAAGAACCCGAAGAUGACACGCUGAACCGCCAGCAAAAAUGGUGGGGUCACCUAAGACGCCUCGCCAAUAGUGUGAAAGACGUUAUGCCGGAAGGAUUCCAGUGGCCUCGAACCUUGAUGGGAUGUCUUAAUUUUGGUGUGGAAUACUUAUUGGGACGAGAUAAACUUUGCAGUUUCUUUGAGGCACUUAACGACUAUGCAUUCAGCAAAAUCAUCCAUCUUUAUCAAGAAAACAAUGAUUUAAAGGAAUAUGUCAGAUACCUUGAAAGAGAACUCAUUAAGAAAGAUAAAUUAGCUAAGAUGCAUUAA